Molecule: messenger RNA, 3191 nt
Organism: Pneumocystis carinii B80
Lineage: Eukaryota; Fungi; Ascomycota; Pneumocystomycetes; Pneumocystales; Pneumocystaceae
Exons: 6
Coding region: 46-3147 (1033 amino acids)
Cellular component (GO): mitochondrion
Molecular function (GO): L-glutamate dehydrogenase (NAD+) activity
Source: RefSeq, a predicted model, not a curated record
ACUUAUAGUACAUUUUAUCAGUAUUGAAAGUUUUAAACAUUAUAAAUGAAUUAUCAAUCCUUUACGGUUCCUAAAGAACGUAUUCCACUUCAUUUAAAGAUGGAAAUUACGCCGCAAGACCACCGUCUUUCAGACGGUACAUCAGGCUAUUCAGAAACCCAUUUUGAGGGAAAAAAUGAGCAAAUGAAUUUAGUCUUUGCACACCUUGAAAAACAAGGAUUUAUUCCUAAAGAUCUUGUUUGGAAUGAAACAAUUUGGUUUUAUCAGAAUCUUGGAAUUGAUGAUAUGUAUUUUGAGAAAGAAAGUGUUAAUACUAUUGCAAAUCAUAUUUUGGCACUUUAUAGUGCGAAGAUUAUGGCGUAUACUCGUCAUUCUAGAGAAUUUGAUAUUCGUCUUGAGCGGGAAGCAGAAGACCAUGCAGUUUAUAUUGAUACAAGUAUUCCGGGUGAGACGAAUCCCAAGGGCCCAUUAUAUGAAAAAAGAAUUGAAGAACUUUAUCUUAAUAACAGCAAUUCAACAAAAGCGUAUCGCUUGGAGACGUUUCGUUCAUCAACUUUAAUUAAUGAGUCUCCUAAACAGCAAUUGUGCUCAUAUUUUGUUACAAAAUGUAAUUUUGUGAAUCCAACACCAAGUAAAGAAGAAAUGUCAGAUUUGCGAAUUGUUUCAGAUAAGACAUUUCUUGAAAAAGCGACUCAACGCACAUUUAAUAUCUAUCAAAAUGUUGUUAAAUCGGUUUUAAAUAGAACAGGUCCGGUAAUUGAGAUGUAUGAAAUUAGUGGGACACGUGAGCGUCGUAUUGUCAUUGGAUAUAAACAAGGAAGUGCAAGAUCUUAUUUUUCUGCUCUUUCGAAUUUAUAUCAUUAUUAUGGACUUACAUCAACACGAAAGUAUGUUGAACAAUUCUCAAAUGGAGUUACGGUUAUUUGUAUUUAUUUAAUCCCAGUGUUAGAAAAACAGGCGCAAUAUCCUCCUAUUGAACAUAGUAUUCACCAGAUUGUGAAAGAAGCGUCAUUACUUUAUUGUAUUCCAGAGAAUAGAUUUCAAGCUUAUUUCGCUUCAGGAAGGUUAUCUUUGCAAGAAGCAAUUUAUGCACAUUGUGUUUUUGUUUUCAUUGGACAUUUUCUUAAUCGCCUUGGUACUGAAUAUUCAUCACUAAGUUCUAUUUUGGAUUUGUCCAAUCCUAUUCAUUCAGAAGUAUUGGCAAAGUUAAAACGUCGACUUCGACAAGAAACAUUCACUAGGGAUUAUAUCUUUGAAAUUAUUCAGGCAUAUCCAGAAUUGAUUAAACUUUUCUAUGUUUCUUUUGCUUCUGUGCAUUAUAUUUCAUCUAAUAAAACAGUUGAAGAACUAAGGCCUAGUUUAUCAUAUCAACGAAUUCAAGUUACUAGAAUUCUAGGUGAAAAAGAAAUUCUUGAUGAAGUUAGACGGAAAACAAGUAAUAGUCAUGAAUAUAUGGUAAUGGAGGCAUUUUAUCUUUUUAAUUCACAUGUUUUAAAAACAAAUUUUUAUCAAGUAACAAAAGUUGCUAUUAGUUUUCGAUUAAAUCCCGAUUUCCUUCCAGAGAUUGAAUAUCCACAGAAAUUGUAUGGAAUGUUUUUGGUUAUUGGAUCUGAAUUUAGAGGAUUUCAUUUGCGUUUCAGAGAUGUAGCAAGAGGUGGUAUUCGAAUUGUUAAAAGUAGGAAUAAAGAAACAUAUUCUAUUAAUGCACGGAGUCUUUUUGAUGAAAAUUAUAAUCUUGCAAAUACGCAACAAAGGAAAAACAAAGAUAUUCCUGAAGGGGGAGCAAAAGGUGUAAUUCUUCUUGAUAUGGAGCAUCAAGAUAAAGCUGUUGUCGGCUUUCAAAAAUAUAUUGACUCAAUUAUUGAUUUACUUUUGGAAGGGGAAUCGCCAGGAAUCAAGGAUAAACUUGUUGAUCUUUAUUCUCAUAAAGAAAUUUUAUUUUGUGGUCCAGACGAAAAUACUGCAAAUUUGGUUGAUUGGGCCACAGAACAUGCUCGAAUGAGAGGUGCGCCAUGGUGGAAAUCUUUUUUUACAGGAAAAACAGCACGUCUUGGUGGAAUUCCACAUGAUGUUUAUGGUAUGACGUCUUUAUCCAUUCGACAAUAUAUUUUAGGAAUAUAUGGAAAGUUAGGCUUGAAUGAAGAAUCAGUUACCAAAAUUCAAACAGGAGGACCUGAUGGUGAUCUUGGAUCUAAUGAGAUUCUUCUUUCUAAAGAAAAAUAUGUUUGUAUUAUUGAUGGAAGUGGUGUUAUAUAUGAUCCUGAAGGAAUUUAUCGUCCUGAACUAAUUCGACUUGCAAAAGAGCGUAAAAUGAUUUCCUUUUUUGAUCGGUCAAAAUUAAGUUGUUCUGGCUAUAUUGUUUUAAUAGAUGAUGAAGAUCUAGUAUUACCUUCGGGUGAAAUUGUAAAAAAUGGUACACAUUUUAGAGAUACAGCGCAUCUUAGAUUUCAUGCCGAUCUUUUAGUUCCAUGUGGUGGUCGGCCAGAGGCAAUUAAUCUUAGUAAUGUUUCUCAAAUGAUUCAUAAUGGAAAAUGUGUUAUACCUUAUAUUGUAGAAGGUGCUAAUCUUUUUAUUACACAAGAUGCCAAGGUUAAAUUGGAGGAAGCAGGGUGUAUUUUAUAUAAAGAUGCCUCUGCAAACAAGGGUGGAGUAACAUCAAGUUCUCUAGAAGUAUUUGCAUCUUUGGCAUUUUCAGAUGACGAUUUUAUUCAAAAUAUGUGUGUUAGUGAUGGAAAGGUCCCUCAAUUUUAUAAAGAUUAUGUAAAACAAGUGCAAGAGAUUAUUCAGAAUAAUGCACAGCUUGAAUUUGAAGCUAUAUGGAGAGAGAAUAAAAGAAGUGGUAAAUUACGUUCAAUUUUAUCAGAUGAUCUUAGUAGCGCCAUUACAAGUCUUGAUGAAGAAAUUCAACAAUCAGAUCUAUGGAAUAACGUUGCAUUACGCAAAGUAGUUUUAAAGAAAGCAUUACCUCCUGUUCUUCUGGAGAAACAAGGAUUAGAUACCAUUUUAGAAUAUGUUCCUGAACCUUAUAUUAAAGCAACUUUUGGAUCUUUUCUCGCAUCGAGAUUUAUCUAUGAAUAUGGCGCUGAUUCGAGUAAAUUCUCUUUCUUUCAAUUCAUGAAUAAUUAUCUUCAAAAGGCAAAUACAUGAUAAUUAUUUUUUUAUUAUCUUUAUUUUAUCUUUUAUUUUUUAUU